Pseudoliparis swirei is the source of this 2822-nucleotide messenger RNA. It is a transcript of the gene tmtc4, whose product is annotated as transmembrane O-mannosyltransferase targeting cadherins 4. Bases 453 to 2693 code for a protein of 746 amino acids. Gene Ontology annotation, biological process: endoplasmic reticulum unfolded protein response; protein O-linked glycosylation via mannose. NCBI's taxonomy places the organism in Eukaryota, Metazoa, Chordata, Actinopteri, Perciformes, Liparidae. Gene Ontology annotation, molecular function: mannosyltransferase activity; protein binding. Gene Ontology annotation, cellular component: endoplasmic reticulum. The record is from RefSeq and is a predicted model, not a curated record. The transcript has 17 exons.
CAGCCCGAGCGUGUGUAUUUGUUUACAGCCGCGGGCUCUCCGCCUUAACGGUUAAGUGGCUGAAAACCGUCACGGUGUUUUGGGAAAAAACACACAUUUUAGAUGAAGACAGCGCGUGUUACCGACACAUGUACCGCCGCGCGUCUGUCACGGUUGAGUGGGAACAGCGCCCGCUAAACCAGACAUGCUAAAGUUACGCUUCUCUAGCCCGCUAACGUGCACGGUAACGUCCCCCUGCGCGCCUCAGCCGUUACAAAGUGCAACGCCGACCGGUGGGCCACUCCGCCGGUUCACGGUCGCUAACUAGCCACACAGCCACGAAGCUGAGGAUGAGGUGUGAAGCCCCCUGCUUCACCGCCCAGCCGAGUGGACACAGCAUGACGCCGCCCGCCUGCACCCUUCCUCUUCCCCUCGGGGCCGAUGGCACCGAAUGACCGGAGCCCCGGUGCGUCAUGGCGCCGUGUGAAGUGUAUUGGGAUCACCGGAUACCUCUCCCGAAGCUCGCUCCCGUCCAGGCCAAGGUCGCCGUCGCCCUGGUGGCACUCCUGUGCUUUAUAAACAGCUAUGACGGGGAGUUUGUGUUUGAUGAUUCUGAAGCAAUAGUGAACAACAAGGACUUGAGACCAGCGACGCCUCUGAACAACAUCUGGAGCAAUGACUUCUGGGGGAGCAACCUGAGUAGCAACUCCAGUCACAAAUCCUACCGACCUCUCACCGUCCUGACAUUCAGGCUGAACUACCUCUUGGCGGGAGGCCUGCACCCCGUCGGCUUCCACGUGCUGAACAUCGCCCUCCACGCCGUCAUAUCCGCGCUCUUCAUCGACGUGUUCGCUCUCCUGAUUGGUGGCCUGUCGUAUGACGAGAAGGGCCGGAUACUUAACCACGCCCCCAAGACCUCUCUGCUCGCCGCCCUCCUCUUCGCCUCCCACCCGGUCCACACGGAAAGCGUGGCGGGCGUCGUGGGUCGAGCAGAUCUGUUGUGUGCUCUGUUCUUCCAGCUCUCUUUCCUCACCUACUGCAAAGCUUUCAACAGAGAGAGCGACAGAGAUGACAGGUUUUCUGUCCGGUGGGUUGUGGUCAGCCUCUCGCUGUGUGCCGUGGCGAUGCUCUGCAAAGAACAAGGCAUCACAGUCUUGGGUGUGAACGCAGCCUUUGAUGUCCUCCUGAUCUGUAAUGUUGAUGUGUAUGAACUCAGCCAGAGGCUGCUCCUCAGGAGGAACCCACUCCACGUGAGCGAGAUCUCGGGAACGGGGCUGCCCACGCGAUUGGCUCUCAUGGGUCUCGGGGGACUCUCGAUGCUCUAUGCACGCUGGUGGAUCAUGGGAACUGGACCGCCGGCGUUCACCGAAGUCGACAACCCUGCCUCCUUUGCAGAGAAUAUAUUUCUUAGAAUUGUGAACUAUAAUUACUACUACUCUCUGAAUGCCUGGCUGCUGCUGUGUCCCUGGUGGUUGUGUUUUGAUUGGUCCAUGGGCUGCGUGCCCCUCAUUAAGUCGGCCUCUGAUUGGAGGACGGCGUGGCCGCUGCUGCUUUGGUGCGUCCUGAUAGGCUUGAUAAGCCAAGCCUUGCGCUCGCAGGACAGCCAGCGAAGGAGGACACUGACCUUGGGCCUGGUGCUGCUGGUGGUCCCGUUCCUGCCGGCCUGUAACAUCUUUUUCAGGGUGGGCUUCGUCGUCGCCGAGAGAGUGCUCUACUUGUCGUCGGCCGGCUACUGCCUCCUGCUGGCCUACUCCAUGGGACACUGCUGCUGCCGCUGGUCCAAAUACAGGAAGCCACUCGGCGUGUCCAUGCUGGCGCUGGUGUGUGUGUAUGUGGCCCGCUGCGCCCUCCGCAGCCACCAGUGGCGGUCGGAGCGGCGCCUCUUCACCAGCGCCCUGUCCGUCUGUCCGCUCAACGCCAAGGUCCACUACAACGUCGGGAAGAACCUGGCCGACCGAGGGAACUCCACCGCCGCCAUCGCAUAUUACGAGGAGGCGGUCCGGCUCCAUCCCACCUACGUCCACGCCAUGAACAACCUGGGGAACAUUCGGAAGGAGAGGAGCGAGCUGACGGAGGCGGAGCGGCUGCUGGCGAAAGCGGUUUCUAUUCAGCCGGACUUCGCCGCGGCGUGGAUGAAUCUGGGUAUCGUUCAGAACAGCCUGCGGAAGUUUGAGGAGGCGGAGCAGAGCUACUGGAACGCCAUCCGCUUCCGGAAGAAAUACCCAGACUGCUACUACAACCUCGGCCGCUUGUAUGCCGACCUGAACCGACACAUCGACGCUCUGAACGCCUGGAGGAACGCCACCGUGCUGAAGCCCGAGCACAGCCUGGCCUGGAACAACAUGGUCAUCCUGCUGGACAACACUGGUAACUUGGGUCAAGCCGAGCUGAUUGGCCGAGAGGCGCUGAGGCUCCUCCCCAACGACCACACCAUCAUGUUUUCCUUGGCUAACGUCCUCGGGAAAUUACAGAAAUAUCAGGAGUCAGAGGGCUUCUUCCUCCUUGCUCUCCGGAUCAGCCCACAUUCUGCUACUUGCCAUGGCAAUUUAGCUGUGCUGUACCACCGCUGGGGGAGGCUGGAGCUGGCAGAGAGGCACUACGCUCUGUCUCUGGAGCUGGACCCCGAGGCCCCCGGCACCAGAGACAACUACAACAUGCUGCGCCGCAAACUGGACCAGCUCAAACUGGACCGGCUUCAACAGCCCACACCCUGAAGCGAGCCGACUGGGACCCCAGUUUUUUUAUUUUUAUUUUUUAUUCCACAUAGUUCCACUUGCUUUGAUUUUUUCUCACUAUUUCUAGCUUUGUACCAUUUGGGAGAAAUAAAGCCCAUGUUCUCCGUA